Messenger RNA from Emericellopsis atlantica, 844 nucleotides. RefSeq lists its product as uncharacterized. The record is from RefSeq and is a predicted model, not a curated record. The transcript is spliced from 3 exons. NCBI's taxonomy places the organism in Eukaryota, Fungi, Ascomycota, Sordariomycetes, Hypocreales, Bionectriaceae. Bases 81 to 560 code for a protein of 159 amino acids.
AACCACAUAUAUUAACAGCUAGUUUUCCGGACUGGACCAUUGAAGCCACCCACCUCUUCUUGCAAUCUUUCCAAGACAGGAUGCACCUUUCCGCAUAUCUUUCGUCGGCGGCAGUGCUUGCGCUGUUCGCACCCUCGGUAGUGGCAGUGCCAACCUUGGAAAAGGUUCAGGAUGCUGCCGUCACGCUCGAUUUGACCGCAGGGACUGUGGUCCCUGUCCCGGGCGGCUCACAGCUGGGUAUACCGGUCUCCGAAGUCGUCGUCAAAAGUGACAACAUGUUCAACGCCACUUGCAGUGGCUAUUCUUGGACGACCACCUAUGAUGCCGGCACCGACGCGGAGUACACAGACGUCGUAGUGCGUUUGACGUGUGAGACCGCCGAUGAGGUUCCCUUUACUGUGUUUGAACACGGAACUGGUAAAAAGAGCGAGACAACGCUGCGUCAUAUUCAAUACGACAUUGGCGCUCCAUAUGAGCACUUGAGAUCACAGUUCUUCCUGGCCGAGGUCAUAACGCCGGUGCCUGAACUCACUCUCGUGGUGUACAGGGUCGUUCAGUGAGAGAAGUGGUGGGGGAGAACGGGCGGCAUAACUAGUCAGGAGUCGGGGACUCGGGGCAGGGGUAGGUCGGUGAGGUCGGUGACAACCAGCAAAUACCGGCUGCCGUGUGUCCUGUUUGUUGCCGCAGAAUAUCUGCCAAUGUUGCAGUAAUGCGACGAUGUCGUCAAUAUUCUCAACUGAUUAAAUUAAAUUAUAUGCAGAGGAAGAUGUUUACUGUCAUGGAGGGGAUGGCCGGAGGUAUCUCUGGUCUGUCUGUACAUGUACCGUCUACCGAUUUUGCUAGU